Molecule: messenger RNA, 1225 nt
Organism: Cydia amplana
Lineage: Eukaryota; Metazoa; Arthropoda; Insecta; Lepidoptera; Tortricidae
Product: lysocardiolipin acyltransferase 1-like
Exons: 7
Coding region: 20-1225 (401 amino acids)
Biological process (GO): phosphatidylinositol acyl-chain remodeling
Cellular component (GO): endomembrane system; endoplasmic reticulum
Molecular function (GO): acyltransferase activity
Source: RefSeq, a predicted model, not a curated record
AAGUCAUAGGUGGGACAAGAUGAGCUGUGAAUGGAUAGGCUGUUCGGCGCUGCCAGUGAGCGGCGCCAUGGCGCCCGGGCUGCUCCUCUGUGCUGCAUGGUAUUACACCAUACUAGCUGGAUUCUAUAUCUUGUACUGUCCGGUCAUGUAUCUAAUGUUCUUCCAUCACAAACUAUAUAGGAAGAUUGUUGAUGUUCUUUUUGCGUUAUGGGAAUUGUAUCCAGUGGCGCUUUUUCAAUGUUGCUCUAACGCGGAGAUGCAUCACUAUGGUGAUUACGUAAAUCCGGAUGAAAGGACCAUCAUUGUUAUGAACCAUCGCACACGAGUGGACUGGAAUUAUGUUUGGAUAGCAUUGUACCACGCUACUCAAAGCGGUAUCGAAUGUGCGUGUAAAAAGAAACCUAAUGCAGAGACUACAGAGAACCAUGUACUGGAUGUCGGUGGAAGAUCUAAGAUCAAGUUCGUUUUAAAGGACGAGCUAAAGGCCGUUCCGGGAAUGGGAUGGAUAAUGCAGCUGAACUUUUUCCUAUACGUGAAGAGGAAUUGGCGCGAGGAUCAGUUGAGCCUGGCGCAGUUCGUAGAUUACUACAAGAGGCUGAGCUGCCCCUGUCGAAUCGUGCUGUUCCCGGAAGGAACUGACUUGAGCGAGGAGAAUAAACGACGCAGCGAAAGAUUCGCCACUACACAUAACUUACUAUUGUACGAGUACGUGCUUCACCCUCGCACCACAGGGUUCGCAGCGCUGUGCUCGCGGCUCCGCGGUGCCGGGCUCGCGUCUGUAUAUGACGCCACCGUGGCGUACGAUGUCCCUGCGCAGACCGAGGCGGACCUGCUGCGAGGGAAUAUGCCCAAACACAUCUAUUUCCACUUCAAGCGCUACCCCAUUGAAGAUCUUCCACUCGAAGACGAUAUGCUCAAGUCAUGGCUGCAUGACCGUUGGCGGGAAAAAGAAAGCAGCUUACGGAAAUUCCACAAAAAUGGCCAGUUCGUAGACAGCGCGACGAGGAGGCCGCCCGCGGAGCGGCCGCCGCGCUCCCUCCACGCGGCUCUGCUCGGGUUCACCUUCUGGCUGCUGGUCGACGCUCUCUUCGCCUACGCGCUGCUCACAAACGUCCUGUUCCGCUUCUGGGUCCUCUACCACACGUUCCUAUUUAUAUUCGUUACCUGGUAUUUCGGCGGGUUUCAAAACAUUCAAUAUAAACUAUCCGAAAGUCUAAAGGUGUAG